Saccostrea echinata is the source of this 534-nucleotide messenger RNA. Its product is annotated as small ribosomal subunit protein uS15. Gene Ontology annotation, biological process: translation. Gene Ontology annotation, cellular component: ribosome; cytosolic small ribosomal subunit; nucleolus. The record is from RefSeq and is a predicted model, not a curated record. Bases 47 to 502 code for a protein of 151 amino acids. Lineage: Eukaryota; Metazoa; Mollusca; Bivalvia; Ostreida; Ostreidae. The transcript is spliced from 6 exons. Gene Ontology annotation, molecular function: structural constituent of ribosome; small ribosomal subunit rRNA binding.
GCUAGUCCAAUGGUUCGUCACUUCCUCUUUCACACACGCUGCCAUCAUGGGUCGUAUGCACUGUCCCGGGAAAGGUAUUUCCCAGUCAGCUUUGCCAUAUCGCAGAUCUGUACCCACAUGGUUGAAGUUGACAUCUGAGGAUGUAGAAGAACAAAUUAUGAAGCUGGCCAAGAAAGGCUUGACACCAUCACAAAUUGGUGUUAUCCUUCGUGACUCUCAUGGUGUGGCCCAAGUCCGCUUUGUCACAGGAAAUAAGAUUCUGAGGAUUUUGAAGAAGAAGGGCAUGGCCCCUGAUCUUCCUGAGGAUCUUUACCACCUCAUCAAGAAGGCUGUCAACAUCAGAAAACACAUGGAAAGGAACAGGAAGGACAAAGAUUCCAAGUUCAGAUUGAUUCUGGUGGAGAGCAGAAUUCACAGACUGGCCAGAUAUUACAAAACUAAGAAAGUUCUGCCACCUAACUGGAAAUAUGAGUCUGCUACAGCUGCUGCUUUGGUUCAGUGAUGUUAUACAUGUAAAAUAAAUGUGAGACAGUC